Molecule: messenger RNA, 1925 nt
Organism: Salvia miltiorrhiza (redroot sage)
Lineage: Eukaryota; Viridiplantae; Streptophyta; Magnoliopsida; Lamiales; Lamiaceae
Product: zinc finger protein SHOOT GRAVITROPISM 5-like
Exons: 2
Coding region: 369-1577 (402 amino acids)
Cellular component (GO): nucleus
Molecular function (GO): DNA-binding transcription factor activity
Source: RefSeq, a predicted model, not a curated record
AUUUAACUCUGCCCAUGAAAAUCACAAUUAUGACUGUGUUUUUGUUCCUUUAUGGGGAUGUUUUUCUUCAUAUCAACUUUCAACCAUAUAUUGUCAUUGGCCCCUAAACCCCCCCCACCUAUACCCCACCCCCCCCCCCCAACCCCCACCCCCACCCCCAUCAUCUUUUCAACAAGUUUAUUUAGGCAGCCUUUCAUAUAUAACUAUACCUGAGGAAGAUGUUUCUUGAGAGAGAAAAACUUUGUAUCUCAUUUACAUUUAUUUUGGAAAAGUGAUCGAGCGCUCAAAAGCUGAAUCAAAAGCUGAUUAUAUUACCGAAAGAAAUAGGCUUUUUUUUUUUUUGGGAUAUUUUAUUAAAAAUAAAAUUAAUGCUGAGCAACAUUGAUCCGUCCGCCGAGUACGCGGCGAGCAAGCGGAAGCGGCGGCCGGCGGGGACGCCAGAUCCGGACGCGGAGGUGGUGUCGCUGUCGCCGAAGACGCUGCUGGAGUCGGAUCGGUACGUGUGCGAGAUCUGCAACCAAGGGUUCCAGCGGGAUCAGAACCUGCAGAUGCACCGGCGACGCCACAAGGUGCCGUGGAAGCUGCUGAAGAGGGAGACGCCGGUGGCGCGUAAGCGCGUGUUCGUGUGCCCCGAGCCGAGCUGCCUCCACCACGACCCCUGCCACGCGCUGGGGGACCUCGUCGGGAUUAAGAAGCACUUCCGCCGCAAGCACAGCAACCAGAAGCAGUGGGUCUGCGACAAGUGCUCCAAAGGCUACGCCGUCCAGUCCGACUACAAGGCGCACCUCAAGACCUGCGGCACCCGCGGCCACUCCUGCGACUGCGGCCGCGUCUUCUCCAGGGUGGAAAGUUUCAUCGAGCAUCAAGAUGCGUGCAGCAUGGGGCGCCUCCGCUCCGACGCGCUGCCGCCGCCGGCGUGCUUAUCGCGGACGGCGUCGAGCCCUAGCCCCUCCAGCGACACCAAUCUCAGCGUCGUCGCGCCGUGGCAGGCGGCGUUGGCCAAGCCGAGCAACGAGGCGAUCUUCGUGACCGCAUCGACGUGUCGUCCCCCAAAUCUGGAGCUCCAGCUCCUCACCAAAUCCAACGAGGAUCACUCGACUCAGCUGCAGCUCUCGAUCGGAUCGUCGGAGAUCAACGGCGAGGCGGAGAUCAGCCGGUGCUCGCCGCGGGGGAGCACGACGGGCGGCGAGAGGCCGGCGAGGGUGAAGGAGCAGGCGCAGGAGCAGCUGCGGGUGGCGAUGGCGGAGAAGGCGUACGCGGAGGAGGCGCGGCAGGUGGCGAAGCGGCAGAUGGAGGCGGCGGAGCAGGAGUUCUCCAACGCGAAGCGGAUCCGGCAGGCGGCGCAGGCGGAGCUGGAGAAGGCGCAGGCGCUCAAGGACCACGCCACGAAGAAGAUCAACGCCGCCAUGCUCGAGAUCACGUGCCAUUCCUGCAAAUCAAAAUUCCAGCAGGCGUUAUUCGCUGAGAAUUCCAAUUCCAAUUCCAAUUCCAAUUCCAAUUCCAACUCGAUCGGAUUGAAUUUCAUCUCGUCUGCGCUCAGAGGCUGGGAAGGGAAGAAGGCCGAUCAUGAAAAAUAAAUAUCAUCAUAAUAAUUCUAAUAAUAAUACGCAAAUUAAUUAAUUAAAUCAAGGAUUUGCAUUUGCUGUGGUAUUGGUAUUUACUGUUAGCAUUAAUGUGUAGAUUUCGGAUAAGUUUGUAUUUUAUUUUAUUUGAUUUUGAUUUUGAUUUUGAUUUUAUCCCGUUGUGGUAGAGAUGGCGUUGAUAUAUGUUGGAACGGGGUUAUGAUCUGUGUAAUGAUGUACAUUUUUUUAAUUGUUACUUUUCAUUUAUUUUCCACAGGUUUAUGGUUAGCUAUCAUAAUUUUGAUGGAAGCUUUUGUUCAGGAACAAUAAUGUGAAAUUUUGAGGGUUUUUUACUUUUUCUUA